GCGCAAUCAAGGCCCCACUGAGCAUGCAUACAUACACACGCACAAGUCUUUUAUUUCCAUCAGGCUAAUGACAGGUGUUCUUGUUGAACAUGUGUGGCGAUACCGGGAGAUGAUUACGUGGAGUCAAACAGUUUAGGCUCGUGGCGGGCGGCGGCAGCAGCAGUGACGUCAUGAGGCAGAGCCAGCAGGCUGUGGCUAGGCUGUGGAGCAGGCUGGGGACUGGUGCGCUGUGCUGCCUGUUCUUGGUAUCCGUGCUCACCUCAGCGUCUCACCACGACCACGAUCACGUGUUGUGUCGCUCCUGUGGUGCCGAACUCACAGAAAACUCACGGGACAACUUUGUGAACAUCUCCAGCCCACUGUCUGAGGCAUCCCAGCAGGUGACCAUCCUGGGACACCCCCACCUCAUGGUCCAGACCCUCAGGAACCCUGCCGACCUUGCUUUUGACUUGGUGACUGUCAGGAGGUCAGGCUGCUCAGGAGUGGGAGAGUGGUACGGUGAGCACAGCUGGUUCCCUGGAUACCUGUGGAAGGUUUGCAUCUGUCCCCGCUGCAGAGCACAUCUUGGCUGGAUAUUUGAACCUGAAACCAAAGCCAGCACAACCCACUUCAAAGCUUCCUCAGAGGGUUUCUAUGGGCUCAUUCUAGAGAAACUGAUCACUGAGAAAUUUUCAGACUCUCUCCUCAUUGGCCUUCCCAAGCACCAGCAGUAUUAGCACAAUGGCACAAGACGGGGAGGACAUGGUGCCUUUCGACCCCAAGCUUCUGGCUGAGCUGGAGGAGGAAGCAGCCUCUCGCUAUACUGAGGAGGAUAACCAGUUUACAGAGCACUGCAAGAAGAGCCUGCCUAAGCCGCCAAUACUCCCUGCUGACAGAUUUGACCGCAACAGACAGCGCAGAGGCAACUUUAGACAUCAAGACCACAGGAGAGAAGGAAGCUUCAGGGAUCAAGGGGAGUACAGAGGUCAUGGGAAUUAUAGGGAUCGUGGGAAUUAUAGGGAUCACAGGAGGGAAUAUUCUGACCACAGGCAAGGGAGGUUUGGCGGUGACCACAGAGAUUAUGAUGACAGCAGAAGGGAUAGUGAGAAGAGGAAGUAUAGGUCCGAGAGGGAGAGUGAUGAGUAUGGAAGAAGGGAUUACCAGUCCAGCAGAUACUACAAUGGUGGGGGGUCAUCCUAUUGAGUUUUGUGAAUCCAGUGGCUGGUAUAUUUAUCGUUCAUCAGGGACUUCACACAAGCUUCCACACCAUUAAUUCUUUGACCAUUACCAAAGGUUACUGACAUUUAAUUUAGAUUUAAAUGCCUGCCUGCUUGUCUCUUCAUAUCUUUCACAACAUACUCACCAUUCACUUGUAAACAUUUAGAUUUUUAUUGAAAAGGGAAGUGGAAAUAUUUUUGAGCAAGUUCCUUCAUCACAAGGCAACCAUCUAAUAAAAAGAAAGAAAAAUGGAAUCUAUGUUGGCAUUUCCUUGAUUGUUUUUGGUGUUAGUGUGUGACAUUCCAGAGUGACAGUACAAGUGUUAUCCCCACUACAAGUCAUGCACUAUAUAUAACAUCACUGAGUAUCUUUUCUCUCAUUUUGAUAUAAAUGUUUGUAACACUUUACAGUAUGCUAACUUUUAUGUGGACUUACUGUAAGAUUUUUAAAAGUAAAGUAUUUUUCCAA
This is a messenger RNA of Scylla paramamosain (green mud crab), 1665 nucleotides long. RefSeq lists its product as uncharacterized. NCBI's taxonomy places the organism in Eukaryota, Metazoa, Arthropoda, Malacostraca, Decapoda, Portunidae. The record is from RefSeq and is a predicted model, not a curated record. The transcript is spliced from 6 exons. The coding region runs from base 171 to 716 and encodes 181 amino acids.